GCUCUUCCUAGAAAAAGCAAGUGAGUCAGACCAAGAUCCGGGUCAUCUCGACCAUCCUGUUCAUCUUGGCAGGCUGCAUUGUGUUUGUGACGAUCCCUGCUGUCAUUUUUAAAUACAUCGAGGGCUGGACGGCCUUGGAGUCCAUUUAUUUUGUGGUGGUCACUUUGACCACAGUGGGCUUUGGUGAUUUUGUGGCAGGGGGAAAUGCUGGCAUCAAUUACCGGGAGUGGUAUAAGCCCCUAGUGUGGUUUUGGAUCCUUGUUGGCCUUGCCUACUUUGCAGCUGUCCUCAGUAUGAUUGGAGACUGGCUACGGGUUCUAUCCAAAAAGACAAAAGAAGAGGUUGGGGAGAUCAAGGCCCACGCUGCUGAGUGGAAGGCUAAUGUGACAGCCGAAUUCCGGGAGACCAGGAGGCGACUCAGUGUUGAGAUUCAUGAUAAGCUGCAACGGGCGGCCACCAUUCGUAGUAUGGAGCGCCGGAGACUAGGCCUGGAUCAGAGAGCUCAUUCGUUGGACAUGCUGUCCCCGGAGAAACGCUCUGUGUUUGCUGCUCUGGACACAGGCCACUUCAAGGCCUCAUCCCAAGAGAGCAUCAACAACCGGCCAAACAACCUGCGCCUUAAAGGAUCAGAGCAACUCAACAAACAUGGCCAAGGGGCCUCUGAAGACAACAUCAUCAACAAGUUUGGGUCCACUUCCAAACUCACUAAGAGGAAAAACAAAGACCUCAAAAAGACCUUGCCUGAGGAUGUUCAGAAAAUCUACAAGACCUUCCGAAAUUACUCCCUGGAUGAAGAGAAGAGAGAGGAGGAGACGGAAAAGAUGUGUAACUCGGACAACUCCAGCACAGCCAUGUUGACAGAGUGUAUCCAGCAGCACGCUGAGUUGGAGAAUGGAAUGGUACCCAUGGACACCAAAGACAGGGAGCUCGAGAACAACGCAUUACUUGAAGACAGAAACUAAAUGUUAAAGACAUUGGACUUGAACUAAGCAUUGUGUGGUCCUUUUUUUUUUAAUAUUCACACUGAGACAUGUGCCUUAAACAGACUUCUUGUGAGUCCAAAAUUACAUAGCAUUGAAGAAUAUAUUUCACUGUGCCAUAAAUGACUGAAAGCUUGCUCUGCCAAAAUGAAUCAAAGAACAAAAACUUCAUUUCAGAUAGAGGCUACAGGACACACAGGGAGCAUUUGCACACAUAGUGGGUCACAGCAGUACAUGUGAAGGGACUUCCCAUGGCUGUCCUACUGCACAGUGCCACCCUGGCA
This is a messenger RNA of Castor canadensis (American beaver), 1264 nucleotides long. The record is from RefSeq and is a predicted model, not a curated record. Lineage: Eukaryota; Metazoa; Chordata; Mammalia; Rodentia; Castoridae.